Messenger RNA from Bactrocera neohumeralis, 1522 nucleotides. Its product is annotated as putative nuclease HARBI1. NCBI's taxonomy places the organism in Eukaryota, Metazoa, Arthropoda, Insecta, Diptera, Tephritidae. The coding region runs from base 566 to 1420 and encodes 284 amino acids. The transcript is spliced from 2 exons. The record is from RefSeq and is a predicted model, not a curated record.
AGGAAGCAAAAAGCGAAGUGAAAGUGAUGGAGCUGUCCGUCCCUUUUGUGAAAGUUGGAACUUAUUCGAGGCACUCCAUAACUGCGACAAUAUUGCAGCCCUGAUACUCAAUUUGCAACACUGUUGCAGAUGCUCAGCUGAUACUUAAGCAAAAUAAUUGCAAUAUUUUGCGCGAAUUGUGACCGAAUGUGAAAGUUUAACCAUGAAUUUUGUAAUAAAUAUAGCGAUAGAUACUUUUGAAAGCAGUGAUAAUAACUUGCUGAUCAAGUAUGGAAAAAAUAGAAAGCAAAAUUUUUUAAGAAAGAGAAAGUGGUUCCUCCCUGAAAUUUCAAAAAAGAGAACAGUGACGAAGAUGACAAAGGUUUGGAAAAUAAUUCCAUUGUACCAUGAUGAUACAUAUUUCACGCAUUUUCGCAUGACUCGUGAAACAUUUGCAAUAAGUAUUGUUGUUUACUUUGUGGAAGUACCUGAUAAAUAAAUUAAUUUGUCUUAGGACUUGAAAAAUGCGUUAGAACCAUUUUCGUCAACACCACACGGAGAAUAUUCCUUGGAACAUUCCUUGCAUAUGACUCUUUUGAAGCUAAGCAAUAGUAGAGUCACAUAUCGUGAGCUUGCCGAUAGAUUUAAUGUUGGGCAAGGAACUGCCCACAAACUUUUCCUCAAAACAAUCAAGACAAUCUGCAAACUUAAAAACGAAAUAUGUUGGCCGUCAGUUUUACAGCAGAAAAAAAUAAUGGAAGACUUUCAAACAAGCCGGGUAAAUUCAUUUCCUUUUGUUGUCGGAUGCUUAGAUGGAACGCAUUUCAAAAUUAACACUCCUCAAACAGAUGCAAUUAGUUAUUAUGACCGUAAAGGAAAUUUUUCAGUUAUUAUGCAGGCCAUAUGCGACAGUAAGUUCUGUUUUUUAGAUGUGUUCAUCGGCUACCCAGGUAGCUGUCAUGAUGCCAAUGUGUGGAAAAAUAGUCCACUUUACAAAGGGAGCACAUCUGGACAAAUAAAACUUGCGAAAGAUGCAAUUAUUCUAGCCGAUUCAGCAUAUCCUGUUUCAAGAUACUUAAUUGCUCCUUUUAGAGAUAACGGACAUCUUUCCAGAGAGGAAAAACAAUUCAACUAUUAUAUGAGUUCAACCCGAGUAUUUAUCGAGCAAACGUUUGGAAUUUUCAGGGCUAAGUUCAAAAUAUUGAAUCAUAUUGAUAAGCGCAAUAUAGAAGACAUAUCAACUGUGAUAUUAGCUUGCGCAAUUUUACAUAAUUUUAUACUGCGAAGCAAUCCGGUUCAUUCUGAAGACAAUCAUACGUGUAUGCCUGAAAAUUUAGAAAAUUCAAAUGAUCACGAUAUGAUUGAACUACCUGAAAAUAUAAAUGACACCAAUGAAGGAAUUAUCAGACGAAAUAACUUGAAAAUGCUAUUUAUUUCAUAGAAGUAUUAUUUCAAUAAUGUAUACAUAUAUGUACAUAUCAAAUAAAUGAUUAAUUGAUUGAAAUCUUGUUAUAUCAGUUAAUUUAAUUAAAAUCACCUACCC